Penicillium diatomitis is the source of this 3762-nucleotide messenger RNA. Its product is annotated as class I myosin myoA. Gene Ontology annotation, molecular function: microfilament motor activity; actin filament binding; ATP binding. Gene Ontology annotation, cellular component: actin cortical patch; cell tip; actin cytoskeleton. The coding region runs from base 1 to 3762 and encodes 1253 amino acids. Gene Ontology annotation, biological process: endocytosis; actin filament organization; vesicle transport along actin filament. Lineage: Eukaryota; Fungi; Ascomycota; Eurotiomycetes; Eurotiales; Aspergillaceae. The transcript is spliced from 8 exons. The record is from RefSeq and is a predicted model, not a curated record.
AUGGGUCAGUCACGAAGACCAGCAGGCGGCGAGAAGAAGAGUCGCUUCGGUCGUAACAAGGCCGCCGCGGACGUUGGCGAUGGCCGCCAGACUGGCAAGUCGCAAGUCAAGAAGGCUACCUUCGAGACCUCCAAGAAGAAGGAGAUCGGUGUUUCCGACCUCACAUUACUGAGCAAGAUCUCCAACGAGGCUAUCAAUGACAACCUAAAACUUCGUUUUGAGCACGAUGAGAUUUAUACCUAUAUUGGACAUGUGUUGGUCUCUGUCAAUCCGUUCCGCGACUUAGGAAUCUACACUGAUAAAGUGCUCGACUCCUAUCGCGGCAAGAACCGACUCGAAGUUCCCCCUCACGUCUUCGGCGUCGCCGAAUCCGCAUACUACAAUAUGAAGUCAUACAAGGACAACCAAUGUGUGAUCAUUUCCGGAGAGUCAGGUGCAGGAAAGACAGAAGCCGCCAAGCGCAUCAUGCAGUACAUUGCCAGUGUCUCAGGGGGCAGCGACUCCUCCAUCCAGCAAACCAAGGAUAUGGUUUUGGCUACGAAUCCUCUAUUGGAAUCUUUCGGAAAUGCAAAGACAUUGCGCAACAACAACUCCUCCCGAUUCGGCAAAUACUUGGAGCUGGAAUUCAAUUCUAACGGCGAACCAGUCGGCGCCAAUAUCACAAAUUAUCUUCUAGAGAAGUCCCGAGUGGUGGGCCAAAUCACCAACGAGCGAAAUUUCCACAUUUUCUACCAAUUCACCAAGGGCGCUCCGCAGAAAUACCGCGACAACUUUGGUGUGCAGCAGCCACAGACCUAUCUAUACACAAGCCGCUCCAAGUGCUAUGAUGUGCAGGGGAUUGACGACGUCGCCGAGUUCAAGGAUACGCUUGACGCAAUGCGCAUGAUUGGAAUGACGGAACCCGAGCAAGAUAACGUCUUCCGUAUGCUUGCAGCAAUUCUCUGGAUCGGGAACAUCCAAUUCUCCGAGGAUGAUUCGGGUAACGCAUCCAUCACGGACCAGUCAGUUGUGGACUUCGUGGCCUAUUUGCUCGAGGUCGAUUCCGCCCGGGUGAACAAGGCGUUGACUCUCCGUCUGAUGGAGACUGCUCGUGGCGGUCGCCGAGGAUCUGUGUAUGAGGUUCCGUUGAAUACGGUACAGGCUUCCGCGGUUCGGGAUGCUCUAGCCAAAGCUAUCUAUUUCAAUCUGUUUGAUUGGAUUGUUGGGCGAGUCAAUCAGUCUUUGACUGCUCGGGCAGCCGUGGCCAAUUCGAUUGGUAUUUUGGAUAUUUACGGAUUUGAGAUCUUUGAAAAAAACUCUUUUGAGCAGCUUUGCAUCAACUACGUCAAUGAAAAGCUGCAACAAAUAUUCAUUCAGCUGACGCUCAAGGCAGAGCAAGACGAGUAUGCUCGCGAGCAGAUCAAGUGGACACCCAUCAAGUAUUUCGACAACAAGGUUGUCUGCUCCUUGAUCGAGGACAAGAGACCCCCUGGUGUGUUUGCGGCGUUGAAUGAUGCUUGUGCUACUGCACACGCUGAUUCCGGCGCCGCCGACAAUACUUUUGUCGGAAGGUUGAACUUCCUGGCGCAAAACCCCAAUUUCGAGGCGCGCCAAGGCCAAUUUAUUAUCAAGCACUAUGCUGGAGAUGUCAGCUACGCCGUUGAAGGCAUGACUGACAAGAACAAGGAUCAAUUGUUGAAGGACUUGUUGAACUUGGCCGGUUCGAGCAGCAACCAAUUCGUUCACACGCUCUUCCCCAAUCAGGUCAACCAAGAUGACAAACGACGUCCACCCACCGCCGGUGAUAAGAUCAAGGCCUCCGCCAACGACCUGGUCACCACUUUAAUGAAAGCUCAGCCCUCUUAUAUUCGUACCAUCAAACCCAAUGACAACAAGGCACCGCGGGAGUACAACGAAGGCAAUGUCCUCCAUCAGAUCAAGUAUCUGGGUCUGCAAGAGAACGUGCGCAUUCGUCGUGCUGGCUUCGCUUACCGUCAGACUUUCGACAAGUUCGUCGAACGAUUCUAUCUUCUUUCACCCAAGACCUCGUAUGCCGGUGAUUACACAUGGACGGGCGACUCCGAGUCGGGCGCCAAGCAAAUCCUGCGUGACACUAGUAUCCCGGCCGAAGAAUAUCAGAUGGGUAUCACCAAGGUCUUCAUCAAAACCCCUGAGACGCUCUUUGCUCUGGAGGCUAUGCGCGAUCGGUACUGGCACAAUAUGGCUAUUCGUAUCCAGCGUGCUUGGCGCAAUUACCUCCGUUACCGUAUCGAGUGUGCGACUCGUAUCCAGCGAUUCUGGCGCCGAACAACAGGCGGUCUCGAACUGAUCAAGGUGCGUGAUCAGGGACACCAGAUUUUGCAGGGUCGUAAGGAGCGUCGCAGAAUGAGUUUGCUUGGAUCCCGACGCUUCCUCGGUGACUACCUUGGGAUUGGUAACAAGGGUGGUCCUGGUGAAGUGAUCCGCAAUGGAGCGAACAUUAGCACAUCGGAGGAGGUCCUGUUCUCUUGCCGUGGUGAGCUGCUUGUGUCCAAAUUUGGUCGAUCGAGCAAGCCUGUCCCUCGCAUCAUUGUUUUGCCGUCGCAGACCAAUCGCCAUGUAUACAUUGUCUCCCAGAGUCUGGUCAACAACCAGCUCGUCAUCGCCUCAGAGCGCACAAUUCCUCUCGGUGCUAUCAAAAGCGUUAGCACGUCCAACUUGAAGGACGAUUGGUUCUCACUAGUCAUUGGAGCCCAGGAGCCUGAUCCUCUUCUGAACUGCGUUUUCAAGACGGAGUUCUUCACUCAUCUUUCCACGGCGCUUCGAGGCUCUUUGAACCUCAAAGUUGGCGAGAGCAUCGAAUACAACAAGAAGCCCGGAAAGCUGGCUUAUGUCAAAGCAGUCAAGGACCCAGCAGCGGGUGCGGUUGAUAGCUACAAGAGCAGCACUAUUCAUACUAGCGCUGGAGAGCCACCCAGCUCCGUCUCCAAGCCUACCCCGCGAGCCAAGCAGAUAGCUGCCCGGCCUGUGACCAAGGGAAAGCUGCUUCGACCGGGUGGCCCUGGUGGAGGCCCUUCGAAACUCUCUGCCGCCGCUCGGAAACCUGCACCAGCUGCGCAGCCUUUACCCCAGACGAGUCAGCCCGCAGCGCAACCCCGGAUUGUGCCUCAACCUGUGGCAGCAGUGUCCGCAGCCGCCGCUCAUUCACGUACCACAUCGACUAGCUCAGUCAGAGCGCCCCCUCCCCCACCCCCAUCUGCACCCCCUGCCGCGUCUAGAAAGCCAACUGCCAAGGUGUUGUACGACUUUAGCAGCGAUCGUGACAAUGAGCUGAAUAUUCGGGCUGGUGAAAUUCUGGAGAUUGUGUCCAAGGAAGGGAACGGUACGAUGGUGGCUAUGCAUGAACAAGACCACGUCCGCGCAGGGCUGGACACCCGAAGCCUAUCUCGAGGAGCAAGUUGCGCCCACGCCCAAACCUGCGCCUCCUCCCCCCCACCAGCAGCUCCUCGGGCAGCUCCUAGUCCUGUCUCUAAUGGGCACGGUGCCGUCGCUGCGGCCAAAUUCAAGCCUGCUCCGCCUGCUCCACCUGCGAAACGACCCAAUAUGGCCGGGCGCAAGCCCGCACCUCCAGCUGCUCCACGCGAUAGCGUCCUGAGUAUGAAUUCGGGCGACUCUUCUGGCGCAAGUGGUCGCGGCACCCCAAAUAGCACUUCGAAUGCCAGUCUCGCUGGCGGUCUGGCAGAGGCAUUGCGUGCACGCCAAAGUGCUAUGCAGGGAAAGCACGAUGAUGAUGACGAGUGGUAG